Linum trigynum is the source of this 2467-nucleotide messenger RNA. NCBI's taxonomy places the organism in Eukaryota, Viridiplantae, Streptophyta, Magnoliopsida, Malpighiales, Linaceae. The record is from the annotation of a GenBank genome assembly.
CACAUUGUGGAUUGGAAAUUUGGAAUGGAAUGAAUAAAUAAUGAUGGUAUGUGGGCUGGCGACGUGGCGUUGGUGAAUGCCUGAAUGGUGAUGAUUGAUGAUUGAUGAGGACGAGGCCAUGCUGCUGAUAAUGGUGGGUGCAACUUCAAGCAAUGGGGUCUGUCAUGAGGACGAGGUCAUCUGUGAAAGGACAGCCGACAACAGGGAGACAGCAGCCAGACAGGGACAGAGGCCUAACGGGAGGAAGCAUUGCAAAUUGGAAAUUGCAAUGGCGUUGUCGCGCCUCGCGCGCGUUGAUGAAAUUCAGGAUCAGGCCGUCUCAAUUAGCCAAUUCCAAGUGACUGUCAGUAAUUCGGGAUCCGUUUCCCUUACCGUUACCGUACCGAACGGUAAGACGGUAUGCCGGGUGGAGAAGGGUGUCGGCAGCCGGCGACUGUUUUUGCAAUUCCGGUAUUACCGAAACCGGUAAAACGAUAAACGGUAAACCGAUUACCGUACCGUUUAGCAGCCCUAAGGAUCUUAAAACGUUGUGAUUGGUUGAUUUUGUUUUAGGUAGUUAGUAAGGAGUUAUUAGUUAGUGAGGAGUUAUAAGUUGUCAAUGAUACGUUGGGAAUUAUAAAUAAUAUAAAAACUGAAUAAUAAAUUCUACUAAUUUUCAAACCCACGUCCCGUCGGGUUUUCUCCCUCCCAGUGUAACAGGUUUUGUGUUAACCCGUCUCUUCGAGAGCAGUCUCCAGCCGUCUCCGUCGUCGGGAAUCUUUGUCUAUAUUAUCCGGGCGUCCCUUCGUCAGCAAUCUCCGGCCAUCGGCGCCACAACUUCUUGUUCGCCCCAGUUUCAAGUUUGGCCCUCGCUUUGUCCCCAAAAUCCGUUCCGGCCUUGCUUCAGUCUGUCAUCUAUCCCGUUUAGUCUGUCUUCGUUCCCUGAUCUCUCCUAGGCGGUGUUCAAGGUAAUCUUCGUCGCCUUCCAAGGAUCCCGUUCAAUGACGAUGGGCAAUAUCUUUUCCCAAUCUGUUGAAUUAACGCUGAAGAGUUUUAGCUCGACGUUAUUAAUGUUUCUUCAGCGGGUAUUAACGUUUCAAAAAUAUACAUUAUUAACUAGUAACAUGCUCCGUAUUAACCUAUUUUUUUAUAAAUUUUAAUAUUUAACACGGUGUUAUUAAUCUUUUUGUUGGUAGUCGAAAUUGGCUUACUGAUAAAGUUACUUAUGAAUUUCGGUGCACUGGUUCUUUACUUUCAAAGGGCGAUGAUCAAAGUUGUGUUCAAUUUGUAUCAAUAAAUUGAUAAUGACAUUAGUAAAACUGAUAAUAUCAAAACGUCUUUGCCAAUACCAUUGACAAUGAGAAUAGUGUAACUCAUAGGUAUGCAUUCAUAAUAUAUAUACACUCAUUAGUAAUAGUAUAUAAAGGCCAUUAUCAAUAUGUUUAUAUAUUUCCAUUAUUAAUGUACAUGCAUUCAUUAUUAAUAAUAUCAUCUUUAUUAUCAAUUUUACUAAUCCCAUUAUCAAUUAUUUCUUAUAAUUUUCUUAUCCCGCAUUACAAAGAUUGUUAAAACUAAUAAUGUGUGCUGAGGGUUUUUCACUAAUACAGUUUAUGAUCAAUUUACGUCGCCAUGAUUUGUAAUCUUCUGAAGGGCUAUGGUCAAUAUUUUUACCCGCUCAAUAGUCAAUGUUUGUCGUAUUGUGAAUGUUGUCCGAUAGGCCUGUUAAUUAUGUUAGGUUGUGCUAUUAACUUUUUUAUUGUCGAUUUGUAAUUGUUUUUAUCAAUUUGUUGGUAAUCGGUAUUAAUUCACUAAUAUAGUAUGUUAUUAAUUUAGUUCAUAGUAAUUUGUAAUAUUUUGAAGUGAUGUCGUCAAUCGUGCAUGAUUUGAUAAUGACCCGUCUUAUUAUUAAGCAUGUGCUAUUAUUAAUCUAUCUGCUGAAUUUACGUGUAAUAUUAUCAAUCUUAGUUUAUUGUUAACGUUUCUUCAUCCAUUGGUAAUAUUUUAAAAGUCAUGUUCAAUUUUUACUAGUGUGUCAUUAUUAAUUUGUCGAUUGAAUUAAUGUGUAGUAUUAACAAUCUUUGUUCAUUGUUAGUGAUAGGGCAAAAGCGUAUAGCUUCAAUUCCUAUCUAGUAGUAAUCCGGAAAGUCCGGGUAUCGUCUCUCAGGAACUGGUACAACCUUAAGUUCUCUCAAUUUUUGUUGAGCAAACUAUAUGUGAAAAUGUUUAAUGAGAUUACUAACUUCUAGCAAAAUUAACUAAACAAGCAAAUUAAAGUGUCGGGUUUAAUUCAAUGGAGAAAGCUCUGGGAGAAACACUGGGAUUCACUACCUAUCCUAUCCAGAUUAAUUCACACAUUCCAAUCAAUUUAAUCCACACCUCUACAGCCAGGAUAUCACGAAUGUGCUAGCUAUCCCUGUCGGGAAUUACUACGUACUAAACAAUCAAUUCAAAUCCUACUGUCGUAGCUCAAUGAAUUAACUAUAUAGUC